Molecule: messenger RNA, 1522 nt
Organism: Asparagus officinalis (garden asparagus)
Lineage: Eukaryota; Viridiplantae; Streptophyta; Magnoliopsida; Asparagales; Asparagaceae
Exons: 10
Coding region: 223-1260 (345 amino acids)
Source: RefSeq, a predicted model, not a curated record
UAAGCAGAUCAGCCCAAUCCUUGAAUGGGUUAAAGUCCCAGAGGCCCAAUUCGUUUACCUUCUUAUUCCUUCGUCUCUACCCCCUACUCUCUCUCUCUCUCUCUCAAGAUCUACCCAAACUCCAAGUCUACCUCCAAUCAUCAAGAAGUAAAAGGGGAAGAAAGGGGGGAAAAAAUCAAGAAUAAAAAACAGAAAAUAGUGAAGAAAAAAAAACACUUGAAAAUGAUGUCACCUAAGCAACCAAGGUCGGAUCCCCGAGGAGCUCGUUCGACUUCAGUCAGGCAAACUCCUUUACAAGUAAUACAUGUUAUUGGCAAUUUCAUGAGAAUAUGGUCCGUCUAUUCCAUGUACCACUAUCUAUCGCAGCAAGGGGAUCAGGCAGUGGUUUUCCUGUUCAGCAGUUUGGUUCCCGCUUCCAUCAUCUUCCUAGUGCUACAGAAACCAUGGAAGGGGAGACCACUUGCCAAUUCACAGGUUGUUCCUUCUAUUAUUAAUGGUGGAAUUAUGUCAUUAUACUUCAUAUUAUGGGGAAAAGGACUUUUGUCAUGUGGGCCACUUGUUGCUCUGCUGGCGGAGUAUGCAGGUGCUGUUCUUGGAGUGUUAUCUGCUGUAUUAUAUGGGAGGCGGGUUAACGGAUGGAAGAAGGUUGGCGGACUUGUUGCAAUGCUAACAUCAUUUUAUUUACUAUCUAGAGGAUGGGCCACAAACACAAAUUCACCUUUCUAUAGAACUGCUUCGGAGCAAUUGGUACAGGCAAAACAGACUCUAGGAAUUCAAGAAAUGGCAGUUUCCUUAAUAGCUUCUCUUAUUUUUCAGAAUCAGCUUAAAAGGAGACUUCAUGCAGUAACUGUUGCUUCAGCUACAUGUUUUCUUUUUCCUCUGGCCAUGUGGGAUACGAUCUUGGGCACAUCAUCUGAUAGUAUUGUUAAGUUUCAGCUUCCAAGUUGGCCAUAUUUGAGCAUGUUUUUGUUUGGAAUUGUCUUCAUAUUCUAUGUUGACAAUGUAGCCGAGGAAAGGUUGCAUCUUGUUUUCUCAUCUCCUAGGCAUUUAAUGGUUGCUGGAGGAUGCAUUAUUCUAAUGGAGCUAGCAUACAAUAUGGAUUUCUCUUUAGUUGGUUUUCUAAUUUGUUCUUCAAUUUUGGGAUUUGGUAUAUUUCAAGCAACUUCCUUGCAACAGUCCAAAAGGGGUCCUUUAGAUAAUCAUGAAAUGUCAGAUGGAGCUUCUCAAGAUCAAUUACAGAUGUCGCCACUUCCAACAUGAUGAAGCUUGCACAGGGCUCGAUACCUGUAACUAGAUGGUCAGUCCCACAGCUGGACAGGCUUCAGUCUUUCGGUGCACAUUAUAUGACAUCGCUUUUUUCCCAUAACCAAAGUUUAUCAGAAAAUUUGUUAUGUGUACAGCAGCUAACCUCAAGAAAGAAGAAAACAACUGUAGCAAUUUCAAUAAUCUUAUUACCAUUGUACUUGGCGUGUUCAUGUAUAUUUCUGCCACCCCUUCAAUAUAUCUGUUGCAUGUUCCUACA